AAAUCAAAAGCAGACUUUCCUAUCUCCUUCCUUUCCUUGAAAUUAAAAUGGCACACCAGUUUCAAACACUUAUUAAAAUAUAUACCAAAAACCAGACCCAUAAAUCUUGACCAUCUCUGUUCUCUCUCUCUGUUUCACCACAAUCCAUGAACCAAUCUUAUUCUUUAACCAUCUUCUUCUUCUUCUUCUUCAUCUUUGUUCUUGCUUGUGCUGAUGAAGAUCAAGACUUCCUAGACUGCAAUGUUCCUUUCAAUUGUGGAAAAUUGGUGAACAUCAGUUAUCCUUUCUGGGGCAAUGAUCGACCUAAAAUGUGUGGUCACCACCUGUUUGGGCUCGAAUGUUCUGAGAAUACAACUACCACUAUGUUCAUCAACCAGCAUGAAUACCAGGUGGAAGAUAUAAAUUCUUCUUCUCAUACAAUCAAAAUAUCCAGACCCAGAGAGGGAUGUCCUCCAACAAUCGGGAGCGAAACUUUGGGUUAUUCAUUGAAUCUCUCUUCCACUGUGAAGUACUUAAUCCUGUUUUACAACUGCACCACCAACCCUUUUCUCUUUCCUGAAUCAAGCUAUAAUUUCUCAUGCCCUGUCGAUGGAACAGAGAAGGACGUGUUUUACGCUGGUAGGUAUGGUGAAGCUGAAUUGAAGGAUACAGCUUGUAAUGGAGAAGUUGAAGUUCCAGUUGAAGACGAGGUUCUUGGUGAACUCUAUGACAAUGGAGAUGGAAACCUUAGUGUGGCUUUGAAGAAGCCUUUCGGUCUGAAUUACUUUACUUAUAGAGUAUGUGAUCCUUGUGUGGCAUCUGGUGGAAAUUGUGGUACCAACUUGAGUUCUCCGACGCCUGGAACGCAGUUCAUCUGCUACUGUCAUGACGGACAUCAUCAGCCUUUUAAGUGUGCUGAUGACAAGGAUCAAUGGAAAUUGAAGCUGAAGAUCGGUAUAGUGAGAGAUCAUGGUAAUGAAGAUAAAUUCAUGCAUGCACUCAUGCCUCACAAAGAAUUGGUGCCAGUUUUGGAACCGUAA
This is a messenger RNA of Tripterygium wilfordii, 1019 nucleotides long. Its product is annotated as LEAF RUST 10 DISEASE-RESISTANCE LOCUS RECEPTOR-LIKE PROTEIN KINASE-like 2.8. Gene Ontology annotation, molecular function: polysaccharide binding. The record is from RefSeq and is a predicted model, not a curated record. NCBI's taxonomy places the organism in Eukaryota, Viridiplantae, Streptophyta, Magnoliopsida, Celastrales, Celastraceae. The coding region runs from base 147 to 1019 and encodes 290 amino acids. The transcript is spliced from 4 exons.